Molecule: messenger RNA, 2674 nt
Organism: Erythranthe guttata (spotted monkey flower)
Lineage: Eukaryota; Viridiplantae; Streptophyta; Magnoliopsida; Lamiales; Phrymaceae
Gene: LYK2
Product: Protein kinase superfamily protein
Biological process (GO): protein phosphorylation
Molecular function (GO): ATP binding; protein kinase activity
Source: RefSeq, a predicted model, not a curated record
AAAGUUAUACAUGAAUGUGAUCACCAUAUUCAAUGUACCUUAUUAGAAGUGACCGAGUGAUGUGGAUUUGGGAACAAACAAAUCUCAAAAUUCCUUAUCAAAAAACUUUCAAAUUCUCACUGAAUAUUGAGCCAUACAUAAAUCAAGAAUUUCACAUGUUCAAAGAAUAUUCAUCAUCACUUCCAUAACAAGAACAAAUCUUUACUUGGGAUGAAUAGCCACCCCAAAUUACCACUUCAUAAAAUCAAAGGGUCGACCAAUCAGCAAGAAUCAAACUCAAAUAGAUUAUUAUUAAUUACUGCUAAAUCCAAGAAUCUUGUCCCUGAAUUCCCUCUUAUUAUAUACACCACCUUGUUUACAGAUCCAAAAUUAAUUAAACACCCCCCAACCUUAAAAGUUGCUACUACAUUAUAUAUUAACUUAGCCAUCUCAUCAAGUGGGCAGGCAUAUGUAAUUCUUUCUCCAAAUUGUCAAAAAAAAUAUGAUCACGAAAAAACUCGAACUCAGAGCUUUUGUUUCGUUCAAUCUCGUAAUUUUAUCGGUGAUUGGCCAAAACUUGCUUAACUGUGACACAACAUCUCAACCAGAGUACAUUUGUGAUCCAAAAAAGCCUCAGCAAAACUGCAAUACAUUUGCUAUUCUUCGUGCUAAUUCCCACUACUCUUCUCUCUCAAAUCUGAGCUCUUAUUUAGGCAUUGCCCGUUCCGACCUUCUAGAAGCUAAUGGCUUUUCGAAGGACACCGAAUUCUUUUCCAACGAACAGCCAAUUUUGAUCCCAAUUGACUGCGAGUGCAACAGCAAUAGUGGCUUUUUCGAAGCACAAGUGACAAAGAGCACAACUAAAGGUGAGAGCUUUUACGAGAUUGUCGAUUCUUUAGAGGGGUUGACAACUUGCAACGCGAUUAAGGAGAAAAACCCGAGUGUUUCCCCGUGGAAUCUUGUAGAAAAAAUCAAUCUUUUAAUCCCAUUCAAAUGUGCUUGCCCUUCUUCACUUGAUUUGAGCAACUUCUUGCUGUCUUACCCUGUGAAGCAAGGCGACACACUAGCCGAACUUGCCUCCAAGUUCAAUGUCAGCCAAGAAACCUUAGUUUCUGCUAACAACAGACACUCAACAUCAGUUUUCAGACAAGAUAACAACAACAGCCUUGUCCCAUUCUCAACUCUUCUGAUUCCAUCUAAAGACAAGCCCUUUUUCGGUUUCUUGGCACAACCCUCAUCAAAUAUUCGAGUUAGAGAUUCCCACAAGAGGAGAAAGCACAAAAUGUGGAUGAUUGGAGUUUACAUAGCUAUCGCCAUAAUCGCACUUCUUGCAUGCAUAGCCAUUGGUGCAGCCUUUGCCUUCAUUCAAAUGAAGAGAAAAAAAGACGAUCCAGCAAAAAACGGUGAUUUAGAGCUGCAGCAACUCAGUCUAAGUGUCCGAACAACGAGCGAUAAGAAAGUCUCCUUCGAGGGGUCUCAAUACAAUUUUGAAGAUCAAACUAGGGAGGCCACCACCCCCCACAAAACACGAGCCGAAAGCUACACAUUCGAAGAACUGCAAAAGGCAACGGAAGAUUUCAACUCCAACAAUCUAAUCGAGGGAUCCGUUUAUCACGGCCGGCUCAACGGGAAAAACUUGGCCAUAAAACGGGUCCCACUUGAUACAAUCGCUAAAAUCGACCAACAGAUUUGCUACGAGAGAAUUCACCACCACCCAAACACAAUAAGAAUGUUGGGUACCUGUCUGAUAGAGGACUGUCCUGAUUCUUACAUAGUGUUCGAGUACGCGAGAAAUGGUUCUUUAAAGGACUGGAUACACGGUGGAUUAGCAAUCAAGAGCCAUUUCAUCGCCUCGUGCAGCUGUUUCUUGACAUGGAAUCAAAGGGUCAAAAUAUGUCUAGAUGUGGCAACUGCAUUGCAGUACAUGCACCAUAUAAUGAAUCCUAGUUACGUCCAUUCGAACAUAAAGAGCCGGAACAUAUUCCUCGACGAAGAUUUCAGUGCGAAAGUCGGCAACUUCGGUAUGUCCAAAUGUAUCGAAAAUCAAGAAUCUUCAAACAAAGGGUACUUAGCACCAGAGUGCAUCACUAAUGAAGGUGCAAUGUCUGCAAGUAGCGAUGUGUUUGCGUUUGGAGUGAUAUUACUCGAGGUUUUAUCCGGAAAACCACCCGUGAAAUGGGAUGAGGAGAAGGGGGAUUCGGUGAAGCUGUGUGAUGAGGUAAAGGGCAUUUUGGUAAAAGAAGAUGUGGAGGAAUUGAGGGGGUGGAUAGAUGGUGCAUUGGGGGAGAAUUAUUCGUUUGACGGGGCGGUGAUGCUGGCGAAUCUGGCGAGAUCAUGCGUGGAGGAGGAGCCGUGUUCGAGGCCGAGUGCGGGAGAAAUAGUGGAGAAGAUGCUGAGAUUGGUGGAGGAGUUGCCGGAAGGUGGUGGUGGUGGUGAUGAUGGUCAUCAGUUGAGUAAUGUGUGUGAGAGUUCUUGCAGACCACUUGUUCAUAAUAAUAAUAAUAAUAAUAUUAAUAAUGCAGAUGCAAAAGGGAUGUGAAACUUUUUCUUUUUCUUUUUCUUUAUUAAAUGUUGCUUUUAUAUCACACAAUGUUAGAAAUGGUGCUCAGUUUUUUGUUGUGUGGAUUUUGGUAUUGUAUUGACUUCGUAUAGAUGUUAUGAAAUGGAGUUCAAAAGACAAGAUUCAAAUAAAUGU